GAAAAUGUUCAAAUUGGGCCCAAAGUGUCAAUAUUUUGUGUGGCCACCAUUAUUUUCCAGCACUGCCUUAACCCUCUUGGGCAUGGAGUUCACCAGAGCUUCACAGGUUGCCACUGGAGUCCUCUUCCACUCCUCCAUGACAACGUCACGGAGAUGGUGGAUGUUAGAGACAUUGCACUCCUCCACCUUCCGUUUUGAGGAUGCCCCACAGAUGCUCAAUAGAGACAUGCUUGGCCAGUCUAUCACCUUUACCCUCAGCUUCUUUAGCAAGGCAGUGCUUGUAUAACAGUGUAAAUUUGCUGUCCCCUCAAAAUAACUCAACACACAGCCAUUAAUGUCUAA
Staurois parvus is the source of this 342-nucleotide messenger RNA. The record is from the annotation of a GenBank genome assembly. Lineage: Eukaryota; Metazoa; Chordata; Amphibia; Anura; Ranidae.